UGGAUUUUGAUGACUCUGGGCUUAAAUAGCUAUAUAAAAAUAAAAAAUGACAGCAAUGUCUAUUCAAAUUUGACUCCAAGCCUGAAAAUAAUGGAGUCUAAAGUGUAGAAAGGGGUCGAUCUGGGCCUUAGUCAUCUUUAAAAGAAUAAAAGAAAAAUAUAGUCACAAGUUUCUGAUCAAGAAGUGAAGUUCAAAUUUGCUUUGUUUAGAUGUUGGCAUGUGAUUGAGAAACACUGAACUCUUUACUGGUUAUAAUAAAUAUUCGAGGAUAUGAAGGUUUCCAUCAUCACAUAACACAAACUGUUUAAAAAAAAUGGCAGGUUUGUUUGACAAGCAGGCAGCAAUUUAUUUGGAUGCAAGGCCAACUUUCCCAAAAGAAUGGUUCUCAAUGCUCUCUGCUCUUACCCUUCACCAUUCUUUAGCUUGGGAUGCUGGCACUGGCAAUGGCCAAGCUGCUAUCUGUGUUGCAGAACAUUAUGAUCAAGUGAUUGCAACUGACAUAAGUGAAGAGCAGAUAAAGCAUGCCAUCCCUAAUCCUCGAGUUCGAUACUUUCACACCCCAUCGUCAAUGUCCGACGAUGAAAUAGUAUCCUUAGUUGGGGCUGAACAUUCAGUUGAUCUAGUGACAGUAUCAGUAGCAGUACAUUAUUUCGAUCUGGAAAGAUUCUACUCUCAGGUUAAGCGUCUGCUGCGAAAGCCUGGAGGUAUCAUUGCUGUUUGGACAUAUAACACCAUCAGCGUUAACUCAGAGUUCGACCCUGUCAUGAGGCGUUUCUAUGAGAGUACGCUUCCAUUCCAAAACCCGAAAGCCAAGUUUGCCUUUGAGUGUUACAAGACACUUCCAUUUCCCUUCGAAAGCGUUGGCGUAGGCUGCGAGGGGCAGCCGACAACAUUAGACAUGCCGAAGGAGAUGUCAUUUGAGGGAAUGUUGGGGCUGUUGAGGUCAUGGUCAGCUGUCAAUACUGCUAAAGAUCAAGGUGUGGAUUUGUUGUCCGAAAAUGUUGUUAAGGAGUUUGAGGAUGCUUGGGGCGGCUCUAAUACGGUCAGAACUGCUAUCUUCAAGACGUAUAUGAUUGCAGGAAAGGUCAAGCAGUAAGGUUUCCUUGGAGAAACCCCAAGACGGAAAUGAAAUCUUUUUAAUGAUUUUUAUGAGCCUUGGGACUCAAAAAAAUGUGAGAUACUUUAUCUUAUUCUAUAUUAGAAUUGAAAAUAAAAAAAUAUUUAUACAAUCAAAUAUGGAAUUAAUUUGAA
Messenger RNA from Ricinus communis (castor bean), 1251 nucleotides. RefSeq names its product putative methyltransferase DDB_G0268948. Gene Ontology annotation, molecular function: S-adenosylmethionine-dependent methyltransferase activity. NCBI's taxonomy places the organism in Eukaryota, Viridiplantae, Streptophyta, Magnoliopsida, Malpighiales, Euphorbiaceae. The coding region runs from base 314 to 1096 and encodes 260 amino acids. The record is from RefSeq and is a predicted model, not a curated record. The transcript is spliced from 2 exons.